AUGUCAAACACAAAAUGUUGGGCGAGAGGCGAGGGUGAUGACAUAAAGAGGGUACAGGAUCCAUAAAUAGAACAACUUUAGGGUAAAUCCCUUUUGCUACAAAAUAACGACUGCACACCUAUCAAUAAAUUGGCAUUAUUAUGCACACACACACACAGACGAGAGAGAGAGACUCCAUCGCCUCUGUCCAUCAAAUACCAAAACUUGAAAUCCUGAAGCACAACUCUCUACAGCAUGCCUCUCUCUCUUCCAAUCUGUUUUUCUUCUGCUCCGAACAAUGACAGAAUCUGAUGCCGGGCAGACGACGUCGGGCUAAGGUGUGGAAGACGCCAGGUAAGUGGACUGUAUCAAGGUGCAGACAGGAGGCCUCAUACAGGUGGGCUGGGCAGGGAACAAGUGUACCGUGUUCCUCCGACGCCGGAGGCGAGCGGCAACGAUAUCUGUCAUCGGCCAGUGAGUGCGUCCCGAUGAGUUUACAUUUAAAACUGCAAAACACGCGCACGGAGUCUCCAAAAGAAACCCCAGCACCUCGACUAGGGUCAGGCAGCGGCGCACUGAGGCCGGCAACCACUGAUGGCAUGCAAGCCGCCCCUCCCCCCUUCAUCUCCAUCUCACACACAAGAACCUGAAAGGUCGUUGAUGACUGGUGCUGCUUCCUCUACGAUGUCUGUGAAACAAAGGCCAACAUUAUAAAGACAACAAAGUCAGCGACACGGCUGCAGGGUCACCAUCCAUACCUGGUGACAUACUGGUAGUACUGCUUUCUGCACUUUACCAGUCUUUUAUUUUCCUUCGCAAAUUGCGGUCAUCUGUUUUCUUUCUUUCUUUUUUCUUUUUUUUUUUUUUUUGAGUGAUCUGCGAAGCCUUUGUGUAGCUGUAUACCAAUGAAGUACGUUGUAGAAAUAGGGGCUUUUAAAAUACUUUGCUUUUACAAUACAUUGAUGGUGAAAUCAGGGAAAGAAAGAAAGUGUGACGAAAGAGGGAAGAGGAAAAGACAGGGAAAGAUAAAACGGUAAAUGAAAAGAAAGAAUGAGAGAGAGGCAGAUAUGGAGAGACUGAUUUAGUGAUCAAUUUACUCAAGAUCAUUGUCAUACAGAAUGUAAUAAAACACAUAAGAUAAAAACACGGUCAGUUUCUCUGUCAAAUUACAGUAUCGAACAAAAGAGUGAGAGAGAGAGAGGGUGGAAGAACGGAGAGAGAAAACAGACAUAAAGGUGAAAACUCUGAAGCAGAGAUGGAAGAAGACAUGGAGGGCGAGGUGAAGAGACGGCUUGAGAGAGUGAGGUGGCAGUGGGGUGGAGAGAGACAGACUUGCACCCAUGUAGGCCUGCGUACCAUUGCGUGAUGAUGCGCUCACGUGCGGUCAGCGCGGAGGGCGAGCGCCUAGGCGAGGGAGCGCGCGGGAGGCAGGCAGUGGAUGCUUUCGGGCUGCUGCUCGUGGGUCUGAGUGGCUGGCAGCAAAACAAAACCCCGCCCCCAGACCUGGGGCUCGCAGUUUUAAAUACAGCAGCUCUCGCCUGCGUUUCAUCCAGUCUCUCUAUUGUCCUCGUCACCCACUGUCUCGUGAGCCGCUUUUGUCCUUAGCUACAUAGAGCAUAUACAGAGCGACAGCAACAUCCUUGAUUCUCCUGGUGAUGUUCGAAAAUUAAGAUCUUGCCUUCGCCUUUGUGUUCAAAGUUUAGAAGGAAUAUCUGAAACGAAAUUACCUAAAGAGUCCAGCUUUUUGGCACAGGACAAAUAUUAGGACCCUUUAGCGUCCAGAAAUCUCCUUCAACAGUCAUCGAGAGUUGUGUCCUAAGGAUAGUGCUAUGACCGCUGUCUGCAUGGAGUUCUAGUAGGACAAGUUGGGAAAAAGUGAAGACGUUUUUUGGCAACAAGCGAUCGCUCCAUCAGUUAUCCGAAGUGUCUCCGCAAGACAGCAUAAUGACCACAAGCGCCAUCUACGAGGUCCUCACCAGCACCCUGACCUCCUCUCUGGCCCCAGGUCCUGGCUACGCCGACGACAUGGUCAGCAGUGUGGCCUUGCCGACGACCACCAUGGCUGCUUCAGGACCAGUGGCGGCGUCCGCGGGGGCUCUGUCUCCUCCCCCGCAAUACCUGCUGCAGACGCAGUUUGUGUGUGACCGUGUGCUCGUCCCACUGGUCGUCACCCUGGGUAUCCUAGGCAACCUGCUGAGCUUGGUGGUGCUGACACGCAAGGAGAUGUCGUCACCCACCAACUGCUUCCUGACGGCGCUGGCUAUCUCGGACGUGUCCCUGCUGUGUCUGCGGAUCCCCAUGUUCUUUGGUUUCAACGACAACGUGGCAAAGUCCAACAGCUUCAUGCUCUUCGUGAGGUACUACACCGUCAUAUUGUACGUGAUGGUCAACGUCUUCCUGACAUGCACGGGCUGGCUGACGGUGGCCGUCACGGUGGAGCGCUUCCUGUCCCUGCGCUUCAUGAUGCACCCGCGGAUCCUCUGCUCCACGUCACGGGCCAAGCGCGCCAUCAUCGCUAUAUUCCUCGCCUCAUUUCUCUUCCACUUCUCCAAGUUCUUCGAGUAUGUGCCCAACCUCAACCUCAGCAAGCCCGACCCUUUGCUGCCCACGGAGCUGAGCAAGAAUGCCCAUUACGACAAGGCCAUGCACUUCAUCAACAUCUCGCUAGCCGCCCUCGUGCCCAUCGUCGCUCUCGUCAUCUUCAACACCUUCCUCAUCUACUUCCUGGCCACGCACCGCCGUCGUAUGCUGAAGCACAAAUCGGUCAGCGCUUCGGGCGCCACCGUGGGCGGCACGACCAGCGUAGACAUGCUGCACGUCAGCGGCGUGGUGGUAGCCGUGGUGUUAGUCUUUGUGGUCUGCCACUCGCUGGGUGUCUUCCUGGCAAUCAACAUCGCCAUGCACGGCCGCCACAAGAUCUUCUCCGACUACCUCUUCUUGACCUUUAAGCACGUCAACGGUUUGCUCAUAGUGGUCAACUCCAGCAUCAACUUCAUCCUCUACUACAGCAUCAGCCGCAAGUUCCGCAAGAUGUUCGGGUCUGUCUUCUGCCAGCGCCUUCUGUCCGGCAAGAACAGCUCCUGGUCCGUACCCAUGCCGCUCAGCGAGAACAGCAUGGCCACCGCCGUCAGCGUCCGCACCGCCAACACCAACGGCUACACCCGCGCCAACGGCGACCACGCCAAGGGCAGUGAGACCUUCGCGCUACAUCCGUCGGCCUCUACCACCUCCUCACGCAGGUCGGACAACGUGGAGUUGUGAUCUGUCAAGAAGGCAGAUUCCCUGCCGCCUCCUUUUUUGCCAAGCGUCGCGCCAGUGCCGACUGCGGCAUCGCGUGCAGAUGGCCUGCAGCUGCUGCGCCAAGCGCCUAAGCCAAGAUACUUUUAAAUUGCGCGGCAAAGCGAAACUGUCGCACUCCACAAGACUUGAAAAAAAAAAAAGAAAAAAAGGGGUUUAUGACAGGAACAAUAACCAAAUAUUUAGAAAUAUAUUCGUGCAUCCUUAUAAAAAUCAACGUCAGCUGCGUUGCCAAGGGUUAGCAAGAAAGACGAGAAGACUGUAAUCUCUAUUUGGCUCUGUACGGGAGAAAAUAAGGCCCUGUGUAUGGACUGCCACGUUGUGGUGCAAAUACCAGGGGAGGAAACAGGUGCUCCAAAAGACAGUACUGACAAUGAGAUGAGAUGGCUGACAGGGGAGACAACCAACAUAUUACAACGAAGUAGGGGGUGGGUGGUAGUCUGCUGGUGCUGUAUAACGAAUAUAUUAGCUAAACUAGUCCAUCCUUCUGUGAGAAACAUUACGUGCUGGGGGCGAGCUCUGAACAGGGGGGGGGGGGAAUUGGUGUUUUACGCCGUGCCAGCAACUAAGGCUAUAUUACGGCAAGGCAGCCAGCCCUGUAAACAGAUGCCACGUGCAGAGAAAGAACAGCGUGCCCGAGACGAGAAAUGAACUCGGGGCAGCCAACCUUCACUGUAUUGGUGACAGGCGCUAACCGUUGCGCCACCGGGCCCUCUGAACAGCGGCCUUGUUGCUUGACUGCUGGGCCAGGGAACCACCACCUUGCAACCUCACAACCUUGCUUAAGACCCGUUGGUGAAAACAUUUUAUCAAGCGAGCUACGCAGUAGAAGUAAUCCUAUAUGACCCGCAGUCGUCAAAGCACUGACGUCAAAGAUCUGCUGGUAAAUGAAGUUCGUUCAACUGAUACCACACGCAGGACAAGAGGCUCUUCACAGCCUCCUCCUUCCCUCCCAGUGACCGCACUCUAAAACAUAUUUCAGUAAUAAUAACAAACGAUUUAGGCAGUGGUACCAUGGCGGUCUUUGUACGGAAAAUGAGGGCAGUUGUCAAAUUUUUCAAGUUCCCCUUUGACUGGUAACCCCUUGCAGCGGAUAUUACUAGUAUAAAGCAAAUUUGUUACAUAUUAGUAAUGUCUGGACAAGGAUUCUUCAGACGACAGGGACACCCUGUAGUUGUUAUCUGGGGCUCUCAACCUACUCUAGAAUGUUUCGAAAGAGAAAACGAACACAGGGCAAAAGGAUGAAAGACUAUCGUUUCUAGCUAUAAAUAAUUUACAUUUGAACCCACAUCACACCAACCUACUCGUCGCAAACGCACAGACAAACACGCAGCUACACAGGCACACACCUUCUCUCAUUCUCUCUCUUAUCCGUCACCGCGAUAGAGAGCAAGACAUCUGACUUGUUUCAUUUUCAGUCUUUCACGCAGGCUCUCUGGCCUUCUGCAGUUAAACUGCCAUUUAAUGGUCGCUGACUGCGGAAUAUAUUCAGCCACGUAGCCAUUAUCAGACAGGCCAGUCAUUAUGUCACUCUCCACUACUUCAUCAGAUGAUUUUUUAAAAAAGGUUUUCUAGGUUUGCUAUCUUAACAAUGCUCGUAUUUAAAACUGUAAUCAGUUGGCAUGAAUAUCGCAUUAGUUGGCUACAAUCAAUGUUGUCUAUAGCCACUGAGUGCUACUUUAUUAUGUUCUUCACAGUUAUAUCAAGUCUUGAAAAUAUGGCUGUAGAACUUAACUAACUUGAAACUAGAGCUUAACAAAUACCACGCACUGAUAAAAAAUAUUUCAAAAAGGUGAUAAAGACAAACUGAAAAAAAUUGUAAAGCAGACAGCAAGGAAGGCAUGCAAAGGUGAGUUUGAGUAUGGGGCGGGACAGAAAGAAGGCCAAUAGCAAAAUGAUUUCUGAAACCUCAGAAAAACACAUCUGAUUCAUCUAAGACGACAGUGCCACGAAAAGGGGAAACGGUUUACAGUGCAAACUAAAUGUAUUUUUCUGGUUAGCCCUCGUAAGAUAUCGUCGACUAAAUAUCAUUUAUUUAUUAUGUUUAUCGCUUCAGUUUUGGAUAACACGAAACGUUUUCGCGGCGGCACAGCAAUAAACACGUUUAUCACUGGGUGGACAAAAGAUUCACAGACACAGAAGUGGUUUUAGACAUUCAUUUCAUUUUAGAAAUUCAUAGCCCCUGUUGACAUUUGUAGAUGAGUGUUAAACGUAACACACGCCAACUGUGUCAGGAAAGGAGUGGGUGUAAAUCAAGGGUGCCCUUGUUGCACAAAGUCCAAAGAUCAAUGCUACCCUCUUUGUUCUUCACUGUCGGGUAGUAGGCUAGAGAGCAGUGUGAGGUGAGGGGAAGGAGGAAGAAACUAGUGCUAGCUGAUCAAUUUACAGAAGGCACAAGAAAAAUAGUUCAGCAGCACUUCAGACAUUUAUAGACGCUAUCACAGAUGUCUGAAUCCUGGAAUGCUGGACCGUGCCUUAUUUAUAAAUAUACCGAUGCAAAUAGCACUCCCCUGCGAACAGUUAAGUAAACCCUUCCCGAAAUGUUAAAAUUUUUCACCAAAUGUCAAAAUAAAGAUAUGGUGACCCCUUCCAUGGGCGGAUAACAAAUAUAGGAAAAGUGUUUGUCAAGACGGUGGCAGACUUAGCCAAGAGGUUUCUAUUUCUCCCUGGAACCAACUUGAUAAGAACAGGAACGGACAUGAAAGUGGGCUGAGAUGAAUGUCGAACUGAAUACACUUAUUCACACAGGAACGCUGUUUUAUGAGAAGAUAACACGCGUCGUAACCACACGCUGUAGGAAAAAAAAAAAUCAUCGACGACACUAAAAGCAGCAGCAGCAGCAAAGUCGAUGAUAAAGGGCUUCCCUUCUCGCUAAUAUUUUGAGGUAGCACCUGUUUCAUUUCUCUUCAGCACCUGUUAGUCAGGAGCCUAAGUGUAUCCAAAUAGUGACUAAAGACGAGAGCAGCCAAAGACAAUCAUGGUGAACUAUAGGUGCCUCUACGCCGGCAGGCGGACAUCUCCUUGGCGGAGACCGGUGAUUUUUUUGUGUGCGCUGAGUGCAUGAAAGCACAAGGCCAAUCAAGCUUGUAAAAGUCUCUGAUUCGGAAUCUCUGCCCAUCCUAUGAAACGACAUAGACACCCUCCUUUGGUUACGGGCCAGACAGCUGUUAUGUGUCUGUAUAAAAAGUGUUGUACAUAUGAACUCGAACUGUGAAGUCAAACAGAUUUCCACACCAAGCCACGGAAACAACAGAAAACGAUGUAAAGAGUUGUAGGGAAUUGUAAAAUCAUUUGUACAGAACGAAUUGAGUCAAACUGCGCACACUUCUAGAGAAAUGUAAUUACAUACACUGACAUGCACGCCUUGCAGAUCGAAGCUAUGACCACACUCUGUACCUUAAUCGCUGGUUGGUGUCUCCUGUAUCUGGGCUUUAGGUUGGAGAGGGAAAAUAUUUCUGAACGAGGAAUAUGCUGUAAAUAUCCUUCAUCCCGUGCCAACAUGUCAAUAAUAUAAACUUUGUAUGUUCUGUAGAUGUGAAACAACUUUUACACUGUACGUUAUAGCAAAGCUAUCCUUGUAUCACAUAACGAUCGUUACAAAUGUCCGCUCUUUAAAAAUCGCCUGUCCAAACUGUGUGUCCAUGUGUUUGACCAUUUUUUUUACGGGUUGAUAUUAGACACUGUGGACCGCCCUUUGCACAAGACAGCAGUCGUCUGCACGUUCCACUGCACUCAAAAAUCAAGGAAACAAAGACCUCAUUCUUUCUCUCAGCAAUCCUCGAACUCCACCUUCACCCUCACCGUAUCAUCUAAAACAUUUUUCGUCGGGUCUUUAAAUUUCGUCGAAUGUGAUCUGAUCAAAACUGGUUAGAGGCAGCAGAAUAAACACGACAAAUAAAGACCACUGCAACUUUUUACAUUCAUUGACGUAUCGAACCUCCCUGUGCAAAUCAAAGAGCAAACACUGGGCGUUAGUUAAAGAGUGGUACAAUCUCAAAAAGGCCCAGAGUGCAUUAUUUGUACAUAGAUCAAGAUGUAUACAAUAAAUAAAACUAUUUCAAAGUA
Molecule: messenger RNA, 7341 nt
Organism: Pomacea canaliculata
Lineage: Eukaryota; Metazoa; Mollusca; Gastropoda; Architaenioglossa; Ampullariidae
Product: G-protein coupled receptor daf-37-like
Exons: 2
Coding region: 1924-3240 (438 amino acids)
Biological process (GO): G protein-coupled receptor signaling pathway
Cellular component (GO): membrane
Molecular function (GO): G protein-coupled peptide receptor activity
Source: RefSeq, a predicted model, not a curated record